AUGGAAUUUUUAAUAACAAAGGAAUCUGAUGAAGACUCUAUAUUGUCCCCAACUUCUAAUGAACCUACCAACGCCAACGCUAAAUCUCACAAUGUAAAAUAUUAUAAUGAUGAUUGUCUUCUUGAUAUUAAGGAUAUAAAUGUUGCAAACAUUGAUCAAGUUAAUAAUGAAGAAAUAUCUACUGAAUCAAAAACUUUAUCAGACUGCCUAGUAGACACCCAAAAAUCAUUAUCAGAUUCAGAAUGUAGAGUUCAAAAUAUAUUAUUUAAUAUGAAAUCUGACGAAUACAGCACUACCUCUGAUGACAAAACUAACAUUGAUAGCAAUAUAAAGCCUUACAAUAGUGAUGUUAAAAAUCUGAGUAUGUGUUUACCCUCUUUGACUUCAACUUAUAUCCCCUCUUGUGAAACUCAUGUUCUUUCAAGUACAAAUGAAACAACUUAUUCAGAUGUAAAUAAUAUUUUUACAACUAAUAAAAAACGAGGUUUUUCAAUUGACGAAAUUAGUAAAGAUGAAACUUCUCAAAAUAGCCAAAGCAUGUCAACAUACUCAAAUGAUUAUACUUGCUUUUUAAGUGAGCAAACAGAUGCUAUAAGCAAUUUAACGCCUUUCAAAAGAAGUAAUAGCUAUUAUUUUGACUCUCCUGUAAAAAAGUUAUGUACUACAAAAAUGCCUAUCGAUGACAAAACAAAUGAAAUUCUUAACAGCAUUGACUUGUACUCAAAUAAAAAAGAUAAUAAAAUAUUCAGUGGAUUUACUAGCAUUCAAAAUAACUUAGAAGUUGAUUGUAUACAAGAUCGAUACGAUGGAAGCGACUCUGGAUUUGGAUCUGAAUUAGCAGAAGAUAAGAAUAGUACUAACUUAGAUAUAGCAGUUUCAAAAUCAAGUAUAUCUUACAAAACUGAUUUUACAUUGAACCAAGAAUCUAGUUUUGAAGAUUUGCAAAGAACUUCAAAUGAAUUUUUGUCAGCAAUGGAAGUGUUGAAGCCAAAAUUUUCAGAUUCUAUUCUAGAUACAGGACCAUUAGACAUAAGGAAUAAUUACGGAAUCGUUAAAGGCAUUUUAAAACAUAACAAACCCCUUAAUUAUGGUGUUCCAUCAUCUGAUGUUAUAACAGCGAAGAAACGCAAAAAUAUAAAUUUUGCAAAUGUAACAGUCUUUUAUUUUCCCAGAGUUCAAGGAUUUACUUGCGUUCCUUCUCAGGGUGGUUCUACUCUUGGCAUGACAAGAGUUCAUAGUGCAUCACGCGUUUUUUCUCUACCUGAAUAUAUAGCGGAACAGAGAAGAAUACGUCGAAACUUGGUUCAACUAAGUCAAUCUGAGGUUUCUGGUACAAAUAGUGAUGACAGUGAUAGCGAUGUUGGAGCAGCAGAUGUUUACUCUGAGUCUGACGCCGAUAUGGAUUCAGAUAGCAAUGGGAGUUUUUUACAACCCGUACCUACACGACAAAGACGUGCUCUAUUGAAGGCAGCUGGUGUUGACAAAAUUGAUUCUUCAGAAAAGGACGACUGCAAGAGCAUAAGACUAUCAAGAGAAUUCUGUGGAUGUUUGUGUCGUGGUUUUUGUGAUCCAGAUACAUGUGCUUGUUUUCAAGCAGGCAUAACAUGUCAAGUUGAUAGAAUGAAUUUCCCAUGUGGAUGCACAGUAGAUGGCUGUGGAAAUUCUGUUGGUCGCAUAGAAUUCAAUCCUACAAGAGUUCGUAAACAUUUCAUUCACACCAUAAUGAGACUUGAAAUCAAAAAGAGAGAAGCACAAGAAGAGGAACACUGUAAUAAGCUAGCUAUGACAUCACCACUUAUAUCUAAUUUUUCCUAUCAUGAUUCCAGACAUAUACAACCGUAUUAUCAACCACAACACUAUGAACACAAUUUAAAUGAUUAUAAUUAUCAUUCAUUUUUACCUGUUUAUGAUAACAAUCACAUUGCCCCAGAAAGUAGUACACUAAACAAUUAUCAGCUAAAUAAUUCGCACACUUUAUAUGAACCGUAUCAGUCAUUUCCAUCUGCGUUUGUGCCUUUAUCACAAGAUAGACCUAGAGGAUUGUCUAUUAUAGACAAUAAGCCCGAAACAUUUACAGAUUUAUUGCAGCCAUACAGCUUACAAAGUAUUGAAAGUACCGAUUCACUGGGUAUUCCAAAUAUUCCAAGUACAUUGGUUUCAGAUAGUUUUAAUUUAGAAACAGAAAAUUUAGGAGAAAUCAUUAAAAAUACAAUGGUUGAAAGUGUCAAUUCUUAA
Macrosiphum euphorbiae (potato aphid) is the source of this 2235-nucleotide messenger RNA. Lineage: Eukaryota; Metazoa; Arthropoda; Insecta; Hemiptera; Aphididae. The record is from the annotation of a GenBank genome assembly.